This is a messenger RNA of Lepus europaeus (European hare), 2870 nucleotides long. RefSeq names its product adenylate kinase 3 (gene AK3). Gene Ontology annotation, molecular function: ATP binding; AMP kinase activity. Lineage: Eukaryota; Metazoa; Chordata; Mammalia; Lagomorpha; Leporidae. The transcript is spliced from 5 exons. The coding region runs from base 441 to 914 and encodes 157 amino acids. Gene Ontology annotation, biological process: nucleobase-containing compound metabolic process. The record is from RefSeq and is a predicted model, not a curated record. Gene Ontology annotation, cellular component: mitochondrion; cytoplasm.
CCGGGUGGGACGAGGGGAGCGAACCAGCCCGCCUCGACCACCGACCUCCCCGCACCGCCUUUCUUGUCUGAGGCGCCAUGCUUUCCUGCACCAGCUUAUCUAUGUGAGCGGGACAGCCGUAGACAAAUCAAGGAAGAAACCGUAAAUUCAAUACCGACGACGCAUUGAAGGCUUGAAUUCCAGCGGAACCCGAAAACUUCCUCUUCCUGCUCCCCCGCGGCAUUUCUGUGGCGGCAGCGCCAUCUUUUGGCACCCGAAGUGACAGCAGCUGAGUACUCGCCUCGCCGGGGCCUCCAGGCUGUCCCCGCCGCCUCCCGCCCAGGACAGGAACGCAUUCGUUGUGCGCUUAGGAUGUGGUGGGCGCUGUGCCAGGUGCUGCAGAAAUUGGUGUGUUAGCCAAGACUUUCAUUGAUCAAGGGAAGCUCAUUCCAGAUGAUGUCAUGACUCGGCUGGCCCUUCAUGAGCUGAAAAAUCUCACUGAGCACAGCUGGCUGUUGGAUGGUUUUCCAAGGACACUCCCACAGGCAGAAGCUCUGGACAGAACUUAUCAGAUAGACACCGUGAUUAACCUGAACGUACCCUUUGAGGUCAUUAAGCAACGCCUUACUGCUCGCUGGAUUCACCCAGCCAGUGGCCGUGUCUACAACAUUGAGUUCAACCCUCCCAAAACUGUGGGCAUCGAUGACCUGACCGGAGAGCCUCUCAUUCAGCGUGAGGACGACAAGCCAGAGACGGUCAUCAAGAGACUGAAGGCAUACGAGGCUCAAACGGAGCCGGUCCUGGAAUAUUACCGGAAAAAAGGGGUGUUGGAAACGUUCUCUGGAACAGAAACCAAUAAGAUCUGGCCCAGCGUAUAUGCUUUCCUACAAACAAAGAUUCCAGAAACACACCAGAAGGACUCCGUCACUCCAUGAGGAGAAACGCACAUCACCAGGAAGAGAGCAGGAGCUGCUUGUGCUCACCUCCAGAAACCCCUCUGCCUAGGGCUCCAGCACGUGUGAAUUCUUUGGAAAUUGUGUGUUAUGUCUACUAUUUUUUUGGGGAUACUACUAAGGAUGUGCCAAAUGAUCAAAUAGAAAAGAUUCAUCUUUUAUGACCCUCUAAUAUGUUUUAUCCAGUUAUCUUUUAUAGGUUAUUCAAGAACAGCAGGAUGGCUAAUCUUUUGAAAACCUGGGGAAAGCAAAAAUGUGAAAGUCAUUGAUAGCAAUCAUUUUGUUUGAUAAAGACAAGUAUUUGAUAAGAUUUUCAGUUUUCUGGAAAAGUUUAGUCAUUUCUGGCACCGUGGGACAUGGUUUUGUGAAACAUUCUAUUAAAUUAUAGAAAAAAAAGCAACUGGAACUACAGAUCUGCUACAAGAUGCAAAUUCACUGAUGCCUUUACACUAAGAAACUUACAAGUUAGCCAAAUAUGCUGUAUCUAUGUUGUUGGUAAGGGUACCUUCCGUUUACUCAGAAUUUCCAGUUUGCCAUAAAUAUCUGUCAGCAUAAGGGAAGAUAGUACUUUAAUAAUGACGCUUUCUUCUGAAAAUAUAUGUCUUGAGGCAUGAUUUAUGUCAGAAAUUUGACAUUAUCAGUUCUUGGAUAAGCACCAAAGUUGAACCAGUUUUCAAUGGAAAAUGUAAUAAAGUUUUACAUUUUCAACUAUUACUCAGGUUAAGAAAUUUGUUAAAGAAAUCUAUGUCCUUUCUCUUUUUGACCAAAUGUGUGAUCUGCCUUGAUAAGUAACAAGUUACAGUAAAAAACAAGAAGAAACCCAUGUUACUACAUAAAGUAGGGGUACUUUAUCCUCUGGAAAUAGGUUAGACAUGCUUGGGGUAUGUUCUCUUGACCCAAGUAGCCUUCAUAAUUAGUAAGCAGGCACAGCCAUAAAACGAAUUAAAUGAUAUGUUAAAAAGGACCAGGAAAAUAACUGAGUAUUCCUGAUUGAAGAAAUCUCCUGGCAUUCACAGCCACCAUAUUUUAAGAGUGGAAAAAAAAUCUCUGCUGAUGUCAUCUGAGCAGCCACUGUGAAAUCUUAAUCAUUUUAGGCUCCUCACUGGGGCAACAAGGAUGCACAUGUGUGGACUGUGGCCUGGGAAGAGAAAUGGAUAAUACGAAAAGUGGCGGAAAACCCAAUCAUAUCUUCCAUGGGAUACUCUGUAUUUGACUUGGUGCUAAAUGAAAUGAAACAAGCCUUAGUACAAACUGGCAUUAACUGCCUUUGCAAAUCUGGUCCACUGUAUUCUACACAUUUAAAAUGUAAAUGUCCGCAAGUGGUUCUUACAUUUGGGGGGGGGGGAAUCUUACUUUUCUUAUGAUUUUUUUUAAAAUUCACUGUUGAUUUUUCCAAAAGGACCAAGGCUUUUAAAAAAGAUUAUAACAAAUAUCAUCCUUUAUAAUACUUUCUAUAAUGCCUUAUUUGAAUGUUACAAUUAUGUGCUUUCUAAAAAUAUUGUUAACUAUUAUGUUUAUGAAUAUCACUAGGUUAUCAGGCAUACAUUAUUUUCUAUUAGAAUAAAUGAAAUAUCAGCACUGUGGCUCUUACUUUGGACCUUUCACACAGCUUAGCUUAUUUCACCCCACCUUCCUUUCCACUGCUCUGAUAUCCUUGGUGUGGCUGUGUUUUAAUAAAUGUUCUUGAAACAGUACACAGGCUGGUUUCAUCUCAUGCAAUAUUUUUAUCUCCUACUACAGGAUGGUAACCAUACUUGCCUUGACACCCUGAAGUGAUCUGAAAAUAAAGGAGAGGUAGCAGAACUUGGCUAUGAAAAUUAAGAUUCUUUUUCCCUGUGAUCAUUCUCUCCCCUUCUCCAAUACACUUAACCCAAAAAUUUGCAUAUUCACCCAUUAUUUUGGGAAAUGCCUGUAAUAUGUCUUUUUUUAUUUAUUAAA